AACGGAACCGAAGCGAGGCCGGGCGGAGCCGAAGUAGGGCCGAAGCGAGAACGGGAAGAGCAGAAGAGGGCCCGGGCGGAGCCGAAGGGAGCCGAAGCGGGGCCGGGGGUCGCGGAGCGGCGCCGGGGGCAGCCGGGCGGCCCCGCCAAGAUGAACGCGGUGCUGGCGGUCCGGCAGUACGUGUCCAAGAUGAUCGAGGACAGCGGCCCCGGCAUGAAGGUGCUGCUGAUGGACCGGGAGACGACCGGCGCCGUGAGCGUGGUGUACACCCAGUCCGAGAUCCUGCAGCGCGAGGUUUAUCUCUUCGAGCGCCUCGACUCGCCCAACAGGGAGCCCAUGAAGCACCUCAAGGCCAUUUGCUUCCUGCGGCCCACCAAGGAGAACGUGGAGCUCCUGGUGCAGGAGCUGCGGAGGCCCAAGUACAGCGUCUACUUCAUCUAUUUCAGCAACGUCAUCAGCAAGAGCGACGUGAAGGCCUUGGCCGAGGCCGACGAGCAGGAGGUCGUGGCUGAAGUCCAGGAAUUCUACGGCGACUACAUCGCGGUGAACCCACACGUCUUCUCCCUCAACCUCCUGGGCUGCUGCCGGGGCCGCAGCUGGGACCCGGCUCAGCUGGCCAGGACAACCCAGGGGCUCACUGCUCUGCUGCUGUCCCUGAAGAAGUGCCCCAUGAUCCGGUACCAGCUCUCCUCGGAGCCGGCGAAGCGCUUGGCCGAGUGCGUGAAGCAAGUGAUCACGAAGGAGUACGAGCUGUUCGACUUCCGCCGCACCGAGGUCCCUCCCCUGCUCCUGAUCCUGGACCGCUCCGACGACGCCAUCACCCCGCUCCUGAACCAGUGGACGUACCAGGCCAUGGUCCACGAGCUGCUGGGGAUCAACAACAACCGCAUCGACCUGUCCCGGGUGCCGGGGAUCAGCAAGGACCUGCGGGAGGUCGUCCUGUCAGCUGAGAACGACGAGUUCUACGCCAAUAACAUGUACCUGAACUUCGCCGAGAUUGGCACCAACAUCAAGAACCUGAUGGAGGAUUUCCAGAGGAGGAAGCCAAAGGAGCAGCAGAAGCUGGAAUCCAUCGCUGAUAUGAAGGCCUUUGUGGAGAACUACCCUCAGUUCAAGAAGAUGUCGGGGACGGUGUCCAAGCACGUGACGGUGGUGGGGGAGCUGUCCCGGCUCGUCGCCGAGCGGAACCUGCUGGAAGUGUCGGAGGUGGAGCAGGAGCUGGCCUGCCAGAGUGACCAUUCCAGCGCCCUCCAGAGCGUGCGGCGGGUGCUGCAGAGCCCGCGGGUGUCGGAGCUGGACGCGGCGCGGCUGGUGAUGCUCUACGCGCUGCGCUACGAGCGCCACGCCAGCAACGGCCUCCCGGCACUGCUGGACGAGCUGCGCGCCCGCGGCGGCACCGACAGGUACCGCAAGCUGGUGUCGGCCGUGGUGGAGUACGGAGGGAAGCGGGUCCGGGGCAGUGACCUGUUUGGCCCCAAGGACGCCGUGGCCAUCACUAAGCAGUUCCUCAAAGGCCUGAAGGGCAUUGAGAAUGUGUACACACAGCACCAGCCCCUGCUCCAGGAAACGCUGGACCAGCUCAUCAAAGGAAAGCUCAAGGACAGCCAAUAUCCCUACCUGGGCCCCAACACGCUCCGGGACAGGCCCCAGGACAUCGUCGUGUUCCUCAUCGGAGGGGCCACGUACGAGGAGGCGCUGGCCGUGUACAACCUGAACCGCUCCAACCCCGGCGUCCGCGUCGUCCUGGGCGGCACCACCAUCCACAACACCAGGAGCUUCCUGGAGGAGGUCACAGCCUCGGGGUUCCGAGGCCGGAGCACCGAGAGCUCCCAGGUCCCACCGAGGUCCAGCAGCCGACGGUGAAUCCUGAAGGAGUGAAUCCCUUCUUGCCCAUCCGGACCUGGAUGUUCCUGCGCCGUGGCCGGAGCUUCCCCCUCUGGAGCUGGAGCUGGAGCUGGAGCUGGCCACGACGUGUCCCCCCUGCAGCUCCUCCUUGUCCCCUCACAAACAGCUCCAGAGCUGGGGAUGUCACCUGAGGGGAGCCUGGGGAAGCUCUUGAAUCCCUGCAGCUCCCGGCUCUUCACUGGGACGCACGGGAUGAGUCCCUGAGGAAUCCAACGGUCCUGCCCCGGGCCAGGGGAGCAGCUCUGGGGGUGCAGCUGGUGGGCACAGGAGCCCUUUGCUCUGCUCCAUUGUCUGUAUAUGUUGAAUCCUAUUAAAUCCCCUGUUUUGGCUGAA
This is a messenger RNA of Pipra filicauda (Wire-tailed manakin), 2238 nucleotides long. It is a transcript of the gene VPS45, whose product is annotated as vacuolar protein sorting 45 homolog. Gene Ontology annotation, cellular component: Golgi membrane. The record is from RefSeq and is a predicted model, not a curated record. Gene Ontology annotation, biological process: vesicle-mediated transport; intracellular protein transport. Lineage: Eukaryota; Metazoa; Chordata; Aves; Passeriformes; Pipridae. The transcript is spliced from 15 exons. The coding region runs from base 151 to 1863 and encodes 570 amino acids.